Molecule: messenger RNA, 12544 nt
Organism: Coregonus sp. 'balchen'
Lineage: Eukaryota; Metazoa; Chordata; Actinopteri; Salmoniformes; Salmonidae
Source: the annotation of a GenBank genome assembly
AUGGCUAUAUAUGUGUACACAAAUGAAAAGCCCAAUAUCUACCUGGACUUCAACAGACAAGUUAGAGAUGGUAGAUCUAAUUAUGGGACAACAUCAUUCCAGUACCAUUCCCUGCACUUCUAUCUAACUGAGGCCAUUCAAAUGCUCAAACGAAGUCAAACAACAUGUAUGACCACCUACCGUAGAACCAACGUUUAUUUUGAUCAAAACGUUAUUAACAAAAUUAUCUGUUUCGGCAGCUUCGCCUCGAGCACUCCAGACCUGAAAAUAGGCAGAGAUUCAUUUGGAACGACGUCCUGCUUUGAGAUCUCCACAUUUUGGAGCUGACAUAUCAUAUUACUCUGUAUUUACUGGAGAGAGAGAAGUCUUAAUUCCUCCCUAUGAGGUAUUCACAUCCAGACGAAGUCACAAGAGAAUAACUUGUGGUGUGAAGUCGUCUACACACUAGUGAACACUGGAGUUCAGAGUGACUUGAAGUGCAAGUUGCAAAAUGGAGCAAAAUCAAACAUGAGAAGCAGCUUUUCUGCAUUCAACCGCACAUCAGGAAAAGGCUACAUAACGCUCUAUAUUAUGUUGAUAAUUACUGUAUAUCACUGAUCAUUCCCCCACUAAUGUACAAUUAAGUAAUCUGUAAAAACAAAAAGGUCACGUUCCUUCUUUCAGUUGUAAUGAUCCUGUUAAAAACUGUUUAACCCACAUUGCUUGCUCAGAUUCAGAUCAAGGUUAUAUUUCUUGAUAUUGUAUUGCAAUUUGUUGACAUUGAAUAGAAUCGUAAUUUGUGAUUUGUUGAAAUGGAACUUGUAUUGAAACCAACAAAGAAAAGCAUUAAGCAUUAUAAUGACAUCUCAUGUCCUCUUGAUCCACUAUGUGUAAAUCUGGUAUAAACCUACAGAGGAUAAUAUUCCAUCUCAUUAAAAGCAACUUCACAACUUCACUUCAUUAGCUGAACCAGCCUCUAGCAACUACCUCACCUAGUUAGCUAUAUGGCUAAUGUGAUCGACAUUGUCAUUCCAUUUACAUGCAGGUAGCAAAUACAGAAAAACAUAUUGUUGACUUUCAAAUAAAUCAUUAGAGGAGUCUCGAGUACCGCAACGGUCUGUGGCAUCACAGUGCUGAGGCGCCACUACAGCCUGGGGUUUGAUCCGGAGGGGGCUUUCCCUGGCUCAUCACACUCUAGCGACUCCUUGUGGCGGGUCGGGCCCUGCAACCUGACUUCGGAUGUCAGUCGAAUGGUGUUUCCUCCGACACAUUGGUGAGGUUGACUUCCGGGUUAAGCAAGCAGUGUGUUAAGAAGUAAGUGGCUAGGCGGGUCAUGUUUCGGGGGAUGCAUGUCUCGACCUUUGCCUCUCCCGAACCCAUUGAGGAGUUGCAGUGAUGAGACAAGGUCGUAACUAGCAACUUGGGAGAAAAUGGUGAAAAACUAUAAUUUCAAACAAAACAAUAAUUAGAAAACAAUACAUAUAGUUUUACAGAGAAGUAACACUUAGUCAUGGCUUUGAAAUAAACUUGAGGCCAAAUAGUAACAAGUAGGCUGGCUAACCAGAGGGAGAAGAUGUGGCUGUCAGAGGGAGGGAGGGAGGGAGGGAGGGAGGGAGGGAGGGAGGGAGGGAGGGAGGGAGGGAGGGAGGGAGGGAGGGAGGGAGGGAGAGCAGGAGCAUGUUUAGUAGUUUCCUGUGUCUUUAAGGUCAGAACUCAGUACAGCUCAAUCUAUCAACUACAAUGAGGAGAGAGUGGUCUCAUUCCAGGCCAACUAUAUUGCAGUCAGGCUGCACACAACAACCAAUGGGCAUCAUAUUGCUCUAUCAUAUGAUGCGGUUAACUGAUAUGUUAAACACCUGUCCAGGAGUUGUGAGAUCUGGAAGGCGACUUCAAUGUAGUCAGCCUGGAAUGUGGCCAACCUGAUGAUUGGGGUUGGAUGAGAGAUGAGGACAGACUUGGUAAUGAAGGAAGCGUUCAGCAGCCAUCGUGUUGACUAGCAGAGACAACAGAAGCCAUAGGGUGGCAGUGAACUGUCAUAACAUCUACUGUCUAUCCACUGGUUACUUUGACACUAACUGUUGCUUUGUCACUACUAUAACUACUUUAACAAUUAAGAUUUUCUAUUUUAUUCUAUUCUAUUCAAAAUAGGAUACUUGAUUCUGCCACAAAAUAGAAAACUUAAUCAAGAAAUGGCUGGAACUCAGUGACGUCAUUACCAGUCACACAACUUGAGAGACAGUGACCAUGACAACUGACUGACCACACGGUGCAGUGGUUGACUUGGGGUCGAAGGGAACGUGAGAAAGACAGAAAGGUGGAAGGUUAAGUCUUUCUCAGCAGCAUCACUUUUAGUUGGAAAUGGCCCUGUGGUGAACCAAGGUAGAGCUGUGUACAUCCUCAUGCGUGUUUACGUGUGCAGACAUGAAGAUCUGCAUGACUUUGUUCACAUAUUAUCUUGGUGCUUCAGUGUGGGAACAUGGUUUGUGGUCAUAUCUGCUUGUCAUCACUUUUAGUUGGAAAUGGCCCUGUGGUGAACCAAGGUAGAGCUGUGUACAUCCUUAUGCGUGUCUACGUGUGCAGACAUGAAGAUCUGCAUGACUUUGUUCACAUAUUAUCUUGGUGCUUCAGUGUGGGAAGAGGGUUUGUGGUCAUGUCUCCUUGUAAAGCCAGAUCUCUGACCAGGUAUAUUAGAUCUUAGCAGACAGUCUGCAAAACACAAGUCCUGAAGCUGAACAAUAGAGGAAUCUGCAUACAGUCUACCCACACUCGUCAUAUCCUCUCUGUCUCUGUCUGGAUUUUGCUGCUUCCUGUGGUUGAGGCCUCAUCCUGUUCUUCUGUUUCUUCUUCUUCAUCUUCCUUGUCUGUGUUACCAUUGCUCCGACGAGAGACUGGAGGAGUCACCAGGUUAUACUGACUAGGAUCAUUCACGACACAUCUUAAGAUAUGGUGAACAAGUGUGUAGUCGUAAUUAUUAUUGUUUUUGUGCCGGAAGCAUUGGCGUUGACCCUGGGUCUUUACUAUGGACUGGUGAGAUUAUUUUUAUUUUAUCCAUAUGCAACUGUCAUUAUUGUCUGCCCCUAAAGACUAGGGGUUCCCGAAUUGUCGGCACAAACUAUAGUGGAAUAUUGUUUACUGCAUCGUAUAGUUUUCAUUCUUAAUUCAUUAUGUGAUCUGUAAAGCUUCAUAGUUUGAUCAUCUAUAUUGACAUCAAACAUGGGUUUAAAUACUUGAAAAAUAAUUUAAAAUACUUUGAGUGUUUUCUUGAGUUUGCCUGAAGUACCAGAUGGGACAUUUCUAUUGGUUUAUUGAGACAGGCAGGCUCAAAAUGGCUCAGAUAAAAUAUUUGAAGUUAUUUUUUGUUUGUUAUUUUAAACCCAGGUCUGGUUGAUAUUAUCUUCAAAAGCCCAAGUUCCUGUACUAUCUGUUGAGUAUAUCUGAUAUGAGAGUAUAUACAUAAAAGGGUGGUUCCAUGAAUAGAGGGCCUUUUGGGUAAUUCAGUGAAAAAUAACUAUUUAUUUCACCUAAUUUUAACAUUCUGUCGUAAAGAACACAUGUUCAACUUAAAGAAAAAACAAUGUGUUUUCCCAUCUCCAGAGGUUAAAGUAAGGAAAAUUACUAUAAAAGGUGACAAUUAAAGUAACAGGGUGGCCCGUAACAUGGUGGACGAUUUCAUUUGAAAUCAGCCAUAACUCCGCUUGUGACAGUGGAAAUGGAAGCUUGUUGUGAGUGAUAGAGAAUGGGAAUUUAAAAAAUAUAAUCUGUUUAGUUAGUGUGUAGCUGUAUUUGAUUCAACUGUUAAAUUGAGUGUUUUAUCUAAAUGUACACACAAUGUUACAAGGACAUAAAAGGCACUUUAUUUAUGGAACGACCCAAAUCUAAUACACAAAAGAGUUAGCAGACAUUGUUCUCAAUGGGAGAAAAAGAGAACUGGUUAGUAUUAUGAAGUAAUGUAUUGAAACUAAAAUUUACUUUUACAGAAGCCUUUCCCACUGGAUAUGGCCCCUAACUCUAUUGAUGAUCAAUACGUUGGCUGCAGUAACAAGAUGCACAAUGAGGUGAACACAGUCUACCUCCCACGUGAGAAAAAAAUAAAUUCAGACUUCAAUAAUGCCUGGAACGAAGCAGGACAAAAGGCCACACCAUCUAUCCAUAAACUGAAAAAAGAACAUUUCAUGGCUAUAAAAGUGUACACUGAUAAAACGAACAAUAUCUACCGGGACUUCAACAUACAAGUUAGAGAUGGUAGAUCUAAUUAUGGGACAACAUCAUUCCAGUACCAUUCCCUCCACUUCUAUCUAACUGAGGCCAUUCAAAUGCUCAAACGAAGUCAAACAGCAUGUAUGACCACCUACCGUAGAACCAAAGAUUAUUUUGAUCAGGAGGUUGUCAACAAAAAGAUCCGUUUUGGCACCUUCGCCUCGAGCAGUGUAGAUAAGGAUAUAGGCAGAGAUUCAUUUGGAGCGACGUCCUGCUUUGAGAUCUCCACAUGUCUUGGAGCUGACAUAUCAUAUUACUCUGUAUUUACUGGAGAGAGAGAAGUCUUAAUUCCUCCCUAUGAGGUAUUCACAGUGACCAACAUCCAGACGAAGUCACCAGAGAAUAACUUGUGGUGUGAAGUCGUCUACACACUAGUGAACACUGGAGUUCAGAGUGACUUGAAUUGCAAGUUGCAAAAUGGAGCAAAAUCAAACAUGAGAAGCAGCUUUUCUGCAUUCAACCGCGCAUCAGGAAAAGGCUACAUAACGCUCUAUAUUAUGUUGAUAAUUACUGUAUAUCACUGAUCAUUCCCCCACCAAUGUACAAUUAAGUAAUCUGAAACAAAUGUAUCUUUCCUUCUUUCAGCUGUAAUGAUCCUGUUAAAUACUUUUUAACCCGCAUUGCUUGCUCAGAUUAAGAUCAAGGUUAUUUUUCUUAAUAUUGUGUAGUAAUUUGUUGACAUUGAAUCGAAUUGUAAUUUGUGAUUUGUUGACAUUUGUUAGCAUGUACACUCUGUUUGUUUACAUUCAUCUGUACUGUUGUAAAUGUUACCCACAUUGUUUGCUUGAAUUGUUAACAUUUCUUCUGCCAGUGAAUUGGCAUUUGUUGUCAUGUGCAUUGCAGCUUUUGUUAAAACCAAUAAAGAAAAGCAUUUAGUAUUAUUACAUCUCCUGUUCUAUUUAUCCACAACCUGCACAUCUGUUAUAAAUAUAUUAAUUUCAGCUCACUUUAAGAAAAUUAGUUUGUUCUCAGGUAUAAUUAGAAGUGGCUACAAAGAUAUUUAGAUUUAAACUAAGAUUAAACUAUUUCUAAAUAUUUGUAGAAAUAAAUUAAACUAAUGGCUUCGAAAUAAACUUGAUGCAGCAAUUCGACCAUGAAGGCCUGAUUCACACAGUCUCCUCUGAACAGUUGAUGUUGAGAUGUGUCUGUUACUUGAACUCUGUGAAGCAUUUAUUUGGGCUGCAAUUUCUGAAGCUGUUAACUCUAAUGAACUUAUCCUCUGCAAAAGAGGUAACUCUUGGUCUUCCAUUCCUGUGGCGGUCCUCAUGAGAGCCAGUUUCAUCAUAGCGCUUAGCAAAGUAAUGAUGGACUAUGUGUUAUUUCAUAGUUUUGAUGGCUUCACUAUUAAAAAUAAAGAAAAACCCUUGAAUGAGUAGGUGUUCUAAAACUUUUGACCGGAAGUGUAUAUAUAUUUUUACACAAAUUGCUACAGUUAUUGUUAUUUAUGGUGGUAAUACAUUUUGUUGUUGUAAAUUUUAAUAGUGGGAGGGUCUGCACAUUUUUUGAGAGUACAAGGGGAGGGUCAUGUGAAAAUAUUUUUUAUGUGGGGGAGAGGGGUGAUUAUUAUUUUCUUUUUUGACACCUCGAGUUAGCAAGACAGCACAAACAGAUCUGGGACUCAGGCUAGGAAAGAGCUAAACAGCAGUCAGAGGUUAUGAGUGAAGUCACCCUGAUGACUGACUGGUGACUGGUAUCAUUCCAUAUUUUCCUAAUGUGAUAUAUUUUAUGAAAUAUUUGAAUGGACAAUUAAGAUUUUCUAUUUUAUUCUAUUCUGUCCUAUUCUAUUCAAAUUAGGAUACUUGGUUCUGCGACAAAAAAAUUAAAAUAAGCUGUGGUGUGAAGUUGUCUACACAGUAGUGAGCAUUGGAGUUGCAAAAUGGAACAAAAUCAAUCCUGAGAAGCAGCUUUUCUUCAUUCAGCAGAGCAUCAGCUAUAGGCUACUUAAUGCUCUUUAUUAUGUUAAUCAUUCCUGUAUAUCACUGAUUAUUCCACAACCCCCCACCAAUGUACCAUGAAGUAAUCUGAACUUUCCUUCUUUCUGUUAUAAUGAUCCAGUUAUAAAUAGUUUAACCUGUAAUGGUUAGUGUUUUCCUCAUCACAUCGUAUUAUCAUUUGUUGACGUAAUGUCUUGAACAUUUUAUGAGUUAAUAAAAGUUAAUAAAUUAAUAUUCACCAUUAUGUUACUGAUAACCUCCACCCCAUCAAUAUUGUGUUUAUAUUCACCAUUAUGUUACUGAUAACUUUCAAAUGAAUCAUUUGACAUCGUUUUACAGAGCAGUAACACUUAGUCAUGGCUUUGAAAUAAACUGGAGGCCAAAGAGUAACAAGUAGGCUGGCUAACCAGAGAGAGAAGAUGUGGCUGUCAGAGGGAGGGAGGGAGGGAGGGAGGGAGGGAGGGAGAGAGUGAGUGAGUGAGUGAGUGAGUGAGUGAGUGAGUGAGUGAGUGAGUGAGUGAGUGAGUGAGUGAGUGAGUGAGGGAGGGAGGGAGGGAGGGAGGGAGGGAGGGAGGGAGGGAGGGAGGGAGAGAGUGAGGGAGGGAGGGAGGGAGGGAGGGAGGGAGGGAGGGAGCGAGCGAGGGAGAGCAGUGGCAGGGUUAGUAGUUUCCUGUGUCUGUGAGUUCAGAGCUCAGCACUGCAAAGUCUAUCAACCACAACGAGGAGAGAACGGUCUCGUUCAAGGCAGACUAUAUUGCAGUCAGGCUGCACACAGCAACCAAUGGGCAUUAGAUUACUAUACCACAUGAUUUGGUUAACUGAUAUGUUAAACACCAAUCCAGGCGUUGUGAGAUCUGGCAGGCGACGUCAAUGUAGUCAGCCUGGAACGUUGCCAAUGUCAUGAGUGGGGUUGGAGGAGAGAGGGGGCGGGACUUGGUAAUGAGGAAGCGUUCAGAAGCCAUCGUGUUGACUAGCAGAGACAACAGAGGCCACAGGGUGGCAGUGAACUGUCAUAACAUCUACUGUCUAUCCACAGAUUACUUUGACACUAACUGUUGCUUUGACACUACUAUAAAACCCAAUAUCUCUAAGACAUGGAAAUGAUCAUGAAUAUCUUAAGUUUAUAACUUCCUGCCUGGGCAGACGAGACAGUGGAUAGAGCAGUCAGACGGAACAGAGUAAAGAGUCAUUUUAACAUCAUAGAUUUAGUCGGUGGUAACUUGUGGAAUAGACACCGGCUGGAAUGCGCUUUUAACCAAUCAGCAUUCAGGAUUAUACCCAGCCGUUGUAUAAACAUAUAUAACUGUUAGAUUAGGUGCUACCUAAACAGUAGCUGAACUCCAUCAUAAACUCCACAGUCAGUGGCCCUAUGUUACCAAACAAUAUGGCCAUAGUCUCAAUCUGUUUCCUUCCUUUCCUUGUCUCCUUUCCUUGUCUCCUAUCAUUUGUAACCACCACAUAUCUGAAAGACCUCACCAUUUGAACGCAAUAUGAUGGAACUCUAUCAACCUACCAGUCCUCUCACAUCUCAGUCAUAACAAAGGAAUUGAACACUAUCAACCUACCAGUCCUCUCACAUCUCAGUCAUAACAAAGUAAAGGUAACAACCAUAACCAGUAGUAUUAGAAUACUGCCUAAAUCAUAACCUGGACAUUGGCAUGAGAGACAACAGAAUAGCGAACACACACACUAAUGUACCCAGAGGCCUUCAGUCUUGACAUGGUGCAUUCUGGGCAAAAGAGGGCAGUGUUUACCUCAACCAGCUAAAGGAAUGAUUGGCAGACAAAGCUUAGACUUGACCAGAGGUAAUCAACCCUAUUUCUGGAGCGCAUCAGGUACUGCAGGAUUUUGUCCCAACUAGGCACCACACUGUAUGUGGUUGUGUAUGUGAAGGGAAUGGGGGAUACCUAGUCAGUUUCACAACUGAAUGCAUUCAACCAAAAUGUGUGUUCCACAUUUAACCCAACCCUUCUGAAUCAGAGAGGUGCAGGGGGCUACCUUAAUCAACAUCAGGGAGCAGUGGUUGUUGGGGUUUAACUUCUCAAGCAGAGAAACGGCAGAUUUUCCACCUUCACCGGCUCAGGAGUCAAACCAGCAACCUUUCGUUUACAGCCCAACGCUCUUAAACACUAGGCUACCUGUGUGGGUAUGUGUGUGUGUGUGUGUGUGUGUGUGUGUGUGUGUGUGUGUGUGUGUGUGUGUGUGUGUGUGUGUGUGUGUGUGUGUGUGUGUGUGUGUGUGUGUGUGUGUGUGUGUGUGUGUGUGUGUGUGUGUGUGUGUACUGUGCUAAAGGGCUACCUGUGUGUGUGUGUGCGUGUGUGUGUGUACUGUGCUAAGGGGUUUGUGGUUUGAGGGGUACUUGUAUCUGUAGGUGCCUGUUCUCAGCAAGAGAGGAGGGACUGUGAAAAUAACCACAAGAGCACUGAUAUAACAAGGCCCCCUGAAAGCUGAACAUUUCAAUGCUGAUUCUGUAUCUUAAAAGACAAUUCAUCUCCAUUACAAGUUGCCAUUGGACCAACAUAUUUUGACAUCAUGGCAAGACACAAGAUCCUAAGCUUUACUGUGAUGUAUUUCAUCCAGGCUUGGACUUUGGGUGUGGACUCCAAGAUGGUAAGAUAUUACACAAUUUUGAGAGAGAGAGAGAGAGAGACAGAGAGAGAGACAGAGAGACAGAGAGACAGAGAGACAGAGAGACUGUCACGCUCUGGCUCCGGGACUUUGUAUGUUGAGCCAGGGUGUGUUCGUUUUGUUGUGUUUUGGGUGUGUUGUCUUUGUUGUUCAUGUGACUCCCAAUCAGUGGUAACGAGUGUCAGCUGUCGGCUCGUUAUCUCUGAUUGGGAGCCAUAUUUAAACUGUGUGUGUUCACCUUGGGGUUGUGGGUUUUUGUUCCGUAUCAGUCUUUGUCACUGUGGACUUCACGUAUCGUUAUUUGUUUAUUUGUUUUCGUGGUUGCUUUAACUUUAAUAAAGUCAUGUUCGAUCAACACGCUGCGCCUUGGUCCGCUCAUUUGGAAGACGAUCGUGACAGAAAAACCCACCAAAGAAGGACCAAGCAGCGUGUCCAGGAGCAAGGAGACUGGACAUGGGAGGAAGCGCCGGGUAAGGAGAUCGAGAGGCUGGCGAUGGCCCAGGUGGGCAAAUCGUGGUCCUGGGAGGACAUGCUCGGGGGCAAGGGACCUUGGGGGAGGAUCAAGGCCCUGGCGAGAGAGGAGCAACGGCGUCAGCAGGGCCAUCGUCGGAGGGACGAGAGGCAACCCCAAAAAGUUUUUUGGGGGGGGCACAUGGCUUGGGCGGCUGGGCAGCAGGAGGCUGCCACAGGGAGACGUGGAGAGAAGGCUACCGGAUUACGGGAGCCAUUGGCGAGUAGAGGGAGGGAAGCAGUUGAGGCACGGCGUGAGAGACUGAGGUGUGUUACCAGUCCGGUCCGGCCCGUUCCUGAUCCCCGGUUAAGGCCAGUGGUGUGUGUUCCCAGUACGGACCGGCCUGUUCCUACUCCACGCAUCAAGCCCACGGUGUACGUCGCCAGCCCAGCCCGGCCUGUUCCUGCUUCUCGCAUCAAGCCUACGGUGUGCGUCGCCGGUCCGGCCCGGCCUGUUCCUGCUCCACGUACGAAGCCUACGGUGUGCGUCGCCAGCCCAGUCCGGCCUGUUCCUGCUCCACGCACAAAACCUACGGUGUGCGUCGCCAGCCCUGUCCGGCCUGUUCCUGCUCCACGCACUAAGCCUACGGUGUGCGUCGCCAGCCCAGCCCGGCCUGUCCCUGCUCCACGUACGAAGCCUACGGUGUGCGUCGCCAGCCCAGCCCGGCCUGUUCCUGCUCCACGCACAGAACCUACGGUGUGCGUCGCCAGCCCAGCCCGGCCGGUUCCUGCUCCACGUACGAAGCCUACGGUGUGCGUCGCCAGCCCAGUCCGGCCUGUUCCUGCUCCACGCACAAAACCUACGGUGUGCGUCGCCAGCCCUGUCCGGCCUGUUCCUGCUCCACGCACUAAGCCUACGGUGUGCGUCGCCAGCCCAGCCCGGCCUGUCCCUGCUCCACGUACGAAGCCUACGGUGUGCGUCGCCAGCCCAGCCCGGCCGGUUCCUGCUCCACGCACUAAACCUACGGUGUGCGUCGCCAGCCCGACCCGGCCUGUUCCUGCCACUCGCACCAAACCUACGGUGCGCGUCGCCAGCCCGGUCCGGCCUGUUCCUGCCACCCGCACCAAGUCUACGGUGCGCGUCGCCAGCCCGACCCGGCCUGUUCCUGCCACUCGCACCAAACCUACGGUGCGCGUCGCCAGCCCGGUCCGGCCUGUUCCUGCCACCCGCACCAAACCUACGGUGCGCGUCGCCAGCCCGACCCGGCCUGUUCCUGCCACUCGCACCAAACCUACGGUGCGCGUCGCCAGCCCGGUCCGGCCUGUUCCUGCCACUCGCACCAAGCCAAGGGUGCGAGGCGUCAGCCUGAUCCAGCCCACUCCUGCUACUCGCACCAAGCCAGGGAUGCGAGUCGUCAGCCUGGGGAGGCCCGUUCCGGCUCCACGCAUCAAGCCUAGGGUGCGUUUCGUCGGCCCUGUCCGGCCCGUUCCUGCUCCCAGCACCAAGUCUGUGGUGCGUUUCGUCAGCCCUGUCCGGCCCGGUCCCGCUCUCCGCACCAAGUCAAGGGUGCGCUUCGUCAGCCCGGUCGGGCCCAUUCCUGCUCCCCGCGCCAAGGCAGUGGUGCGCGUCGUCAGCCUGGUAAGGCCCGUUCGUCCUCCACGCACCAAGCCAGGGGCGCGUGUCGUCAGUCCGGCUCCGGUCAGCGGGGCUAGACAGGACCAGGGGUACUUUGGGGGGUUGCAGAGGAGGUGGGGAUCAAGGCCGGAGCCAGAGCCACCGCCGAGGAGGUAUGCCCGCCCAGCCCUCCCUUGUUUAGCCCGUAUUGAGGCGCGGUCGCAGUCCGCGCCUUUAGGGGGGGGUACUGUCACGCUCUGGCUCCGGGACUUUGUAUGUUGAGCCAGGGUGUGUUCGUUUUGUUGUGUUUUGGGUGUGUUGUCUUUGUUGUUCAUGUGACUCCCAAUCAGUGGUAACGAGUGUCAGCUGUCGGCUCGUUAUCUCUGAUUGGGAGCCAUAUUUAAACUGUGUGUGUUCACCUUGGGGUUGUGGGUUUUUGUUCCGUAUCAGUCUUUGUCACUGUGGACUUCACGUAUCGUCAUUUGUUUAUUUGUUUUCGUGGUUGCUUUAACUUUAAUAAAGUCAUGUUCGCUCAACACGCUGCGCCUUGGUCCGCUCAUUUGGAAGACGAUCGUGACAGAGACAGAGAGACAGAGAGAGAGAGAGAGAGAGAGAGGUAUUACAGUAUACUUUUUUUUGAUUAGAUAUGUAUUCGUUUUAGUUCUUAUAUAUAAAUAGUAUUAUAGCUAUUACUUUUAUUGUUGUCACUGUUGUUUUCAUAAUUGUGUGUAUCACUUUGCUUUGGCAACAUUUAUGAAUUUGAGAGAGAGAGAGAGAGAGAGAGAGAGAGAGAGAGAGAGAGAGAGAGAGAGAGAGAGAGAGAGAGAGAGAGAGAGAGAGAGAGAGAGAGAGAGAGAGAGAGCAUUUAAAUGCAUAGAACCAUUCCUCUGUUUUACACGUGUUGCUGUUCCCCCCCCCCCCCCCCCCCCCCCCCAGCAUACCCUUAGACAUGGUCCCUAACUCUGUUGACGACAUGUAUAACGGCUGCACUGAACAAAUGUACAACAAGGUACGGAAGGAAUAUCUUCCAAAUGAAAACAGAAAUGUAGGGAUAUUCAAUGAAUCCUGGAAAAAGGCAGCAGGGUGUGCAAAAAAUGUGAAGGACAGAUUCAAAAAGGACAAGUCCAAGUACAAUUCUAAAGACAAACUUACACAUGAUCAUAUCAAGGCUAUCUGUGCUUACACAGGAGGUCAAACUAAGAUGUACCCAGAGUUCAACCAAGCAGUCCGGACCAAUAGAACAGAGUACACAACCUCCUUCCAGUUCAACUCUCUGCAUUUCCUGCUGACUGACAACAUUCGCCUCCUGAAACUAAACCAAAAGACCUGUCACACCACAUACCGGAGAACCAACAUGGAGUUUGGAGGUGAAGUUAACAAAAUAAUCAGAUUCGGCUUCUUUGCCUCCAGCUCUUUCCUAAAGAACUUGACACAUUUUGGAGAGAAGUCCUGCUUUGAGAUAAAGACAUGUUUUGGCGCUGAUCUGAAGUCCUUCCCCAAAAUGGGGAAUCGUGAAAAGGAGGUGUUGAUUCCACCGUAUGAAGUGUUCAAAGUUACUGCCGUGCUGAAGAAAGAAAAUGAUAAAAACCUUUGGUGCGAUGUUGUGUACAAACUGGAGAGUAUCAACCCCCCCAAGAGUAACCUGAAUUGCAACAUUUUUAAGAAGCCAAUUAUUAAUUAA